AUGGUUCAAGAAAAGGGUGAGCCUAUAUAUGGAGAUGGGGUUGCAUGGUUUAGGGGUGCAAUGAUAGGAAAAGGGAGUUUUGGUCGUGUUUAUUUGGCUACUUUGAAGAAUCCCAAAUCAAAAUACAGCUGUUUGCCGUCUGUGAUGGCUGUAAAAUCGGCAGAGGUUUCGGUUUCUGGUUCAAUUCAGAAGGAGAGGGAGGUUUUGAGCAAUGUCAAGGGAUGCCCUAAUAUAAUUAGGUGUUUUGGUGAAGAGACAACAAUGGGAGAGAAUGGUGUGAUGGCGUAUAAUCUGCUUUUAGAGUAUGGUUCUGGUGGAACAUUAGCUGAUAGAAUCAAGAAAUUGGGCGGCAAAGGAUUGUCUGAAUCCGAAGUUAGGGUAUAUGCGAGGUCUAUACUUCAAGGGUUAAAUCAUAUUCAUGGCAUUGGUUACGUUCAUUGUGAUUUAAAACCCGAUAAUAUUUUACUUGUUCAUAGUGGUCGAAGAACCAGGGUUUCUGAGUUUAGGGCAAAAAUCGGCGAUUUUGGGUUGGCGAAGAGGGCGCAGGGGAACAAGAAGAGGAAACUGGAGCCUUAUUGGAGGGGUACUCCGCGGUACUUGGCUCCCGAGGCUGUAGUGGAUAAUGUGCAAGAGUUUCCCUCUGAUAUUUGGGCAUUUGGGUGUAUUGUUCUUGAGAUGUUAACUGGGAAACCUCCUUGGGAUGGGGAAAAGGAAUCAAAUGCAGAGGAUAUUCUUUGCAAGAUUAAAGACGGGCACGAAUUGCCGAAAAUUCCGAGUGAGAUAUCUAAGGAGGCAAGAAAUUUUCUUAAGGGUUGCUUUGUGAGGAAACCAAUGUUUAGAUUGACUGCAGAAAUGUUGUUGAAUCAUCCGUUUUUAGAAGGUUUGGACGAGGAUGAGGACGAGGCUGAAGAAUUUGAGGAGGUCGAAGAUUUGAAUGAGAUUGAAUCUAUUUUGUUAGUGUAUGAAAGUGAGGAUGAAUUAAGUAGUAGCUCAUUUCAAGAUUAUCGCAGCUUUGAUUCUGGGGAGCAUUUCUUCGAUUAUUUGUCUGAAGAAGAUGUGGAGGAUGAAAUCGUAUCCCAUUUUGACGAAGGAAAAUCGAAAGAGGAGGAAACCGAGGGCGUCGCUAGCUCCAUCAUUGAUCCGGGAUUUGAUCAACCAAUCAAACCAUCAAUAUCAUCAAGAACUGAGCGACGAUAUCCAGUUUCUCAUACGAUUCCUGCAGGUGUCUAG
Fraxinus pennsylvanica is the source of this 1230-nucleotide messenger RNA. NCBI's taxonomy places the organism in Eukaryota, Viridiplantae, Streptophyta, Magnoliopsida, Lamiales, Oleaceae. The record is from the annotation of a GenBank genome assembly.